Chenopodium quinoa (quinoa) is the source of this 997-nucleotide messenger RNA. RefSeq lists its product as uncharacterized. The transcript has 7 exons. Gene Ontology annotation, biological process: protein ubiquitination. Gene Ontology annotation, cellular component: membrane. Gene Ontology annotation, molecular function: zinc ion binding; ubiquitin-protein transferase activity. The record is from RefSeq and is a predicted model, not a curated record. Lineage: Eukaryota; Viridiplantae; Streptophyta; Magnoliopsida; Caryophyllales; Amaranthaceae. The coding region runs from base 123 to 782 and encodes 219 amino acids.
CUGAACAGAGCAAAAAGAACCAUCAAACCAAAAAACAGAGGAAAGAAAGGAAAAAAAAAAGCUGAAAAACUAUAAAAUUAUUUUGAAUUUUGACAAAAAAUUCAUAGUUAACUAUUUUGAAUAUGGGAGAAGUUGUAUUAUUUAUGGAAAAUUUGGAUAAUAAUUUUCCAAAUUACUGUAGAAUUUGUCAUGAAGCUGAGUUUGAAAGUUGCAGAAAAUUAGAAGCUCCUUGUUCUUGUUCUGGAACAGUCAAGUUUGCUCACAGAGAAUGCAUUCAAAGAUGGUGUGAUGAAAAAGGAGAUAUUAUUUGUGAAAUUUGUUUACAGAAAUAUGAACCAGGCUACACAGCAAUUCCCAAACAACCCAAGAAUAUUGUGGUACUUGAUCAAGUUGUAAGCAUCAGGGGAAGUUUGGAAGUUCCAAGAACAGAACAAGAAUCUCAAAAUUCAGACUUAUUAGCCAUUGCUGAAUGCUCAUCAGAAGCAGAAAGAAGUGCAUCUUGCUGCAAAACAGUAGCCCUUAUUUUUGCAUUCCUUUUGUUAUCGAGACACAUGUUUGAUGUGCUACUUGGAGGAGCAGAACAACCUCCCUUCUCACUUUUAACUGUAAUAAUCCUACGAAGUUGUGGAGUAAUUAUUCCAAUGUACAUUAUAAUUCGGACAAUAUCAGCAGUCCAAAACAGCAUUAGACGACAUCGCAUCCUUCAUGAAAAUCUUAUGCAAAAUACCAAUGACAACAGAGAUGAUACAUAUGAUGAUGAGGAGCAAAUUCAUCUGAGAUAACAUGAAAACUUUACACAUUUUCACAGUUGCUUACUUGUAAUACACCAAUGUACAUCAAUACUAGGAAACAUGAAAAAUAAUUCCUCAAGGAAAAUAGAAAAGAAAUUAGAUUUUACAUUCACAUUUAUUAAUUUAUUAUAGAGUUACAUAAUUUACUUUGUAUUAUUCCCCCUCAUAUAAUCUUAUAAAAAUACACUUCUAUCUAUUUUUUACAA